CGAUCCUCAUUUUUUCUCUCUCGUAAAGUAUUUUUCUCGUUGGUGGUGAAUACCGGUGCAAUCUCUGUCUUUAGUUCAUCUACUAGCUAGUAUCUCUCUGUUAAGAUAACAUCAUGGCCCAACCACUCUCUAUUUCCACCGGUGACGACCACGACGAAACCCAGGCUCUUCAACAACAAGAUGACGACGACACUACUAGCAAUAAUAACGAACCUUCUUUGGAGCAAAAGAUUUUGGAAGUGGUCAAGAAAUGUCCCAAGGACGAGUCACAACAAUACUUGGUCAAACCAGCUCGCUUGUCGGCGGAACUCGGUCUGAGUGUCGAAGAUGCCACGGCCGAACUGUGUGGACUACUCCAGGCGGUAGGUGGUGGUCACGAUGGAGCCGAGUUUCGCUUUGAGACGACGAAAGAUGACACGAAUAGUAGUACUGGAGUCUCCACCAUGGUCUUUACAUUUCCACUCGAUUUUGAACGGCGUGCCAAACGGAAAAGACGAAAGGAAGAUUUCCAACAAUGGCUGUGGGAGUGCUUUCUAGUAUUCCUCAAGGGUCUCAAGAUUGUUACAGCCUUUGGAUUGAUCCUGUCUCUCUGUAUUUUGGUCAUUGCCGCAAUGAUUGGAAUUGUUGUGGCGAUCGUGGCCAUGUCGACCAACAAUCAACGCGGAAAUGGGGCUCAUCGGCACAUGUUAUUUCGACAAUUGAGAGCCAUGUUCUACACCGUGCGACAAUUGCUCUGGUGCUAUGCACUCUUUGGACAAAGCGUGGAAGGACAGGAUCCGUUCUUGGGAGAAAUGGCAUACGACAUGUCUCUGCUGUUGAGUGUCUGUUGUGGCAGUCCAGGAAGCUUUUUCUGGUGGUUUCGAAUGCAACAAUUGAAUCGAAGAAGGGAAAUGCAACGACGAGGAUGGAGACGAGGUUUGUGGAACCAAAGCAGUGGUGGACAAUAUGAAAUGGAAAGUGAUGUUUCGGGAGUGCGCCUGGUACGAGGAGGAGACUGGGCAAGACAGCAGCAACAAUUACAACAACCAGUGCAACAAGGUUCUUCCGAUGAACAGCGUGGUUUGCUCUCGAUUGCAGUAGAAUACUUGUUUGGUCCCACUCCGUUUGCACCCGGUCCGUCGGAAACCGAAAAGUGGAAACUGAGGGCAGCAGCCAUUGUCCAGUUGGCCAGCAACCACCAAGGCGUCUCGCUGCAGCAACUAAGUCCCUACACGGACGAACCACCUUCGUCAGUGGAUCAAGAUGUGACCGCUCUGGUGGCGGGAGGGUUGCAGAUUGUGACUCACUUUAAUGGAGUGCCAGCCAAAACCACGACCGAAAUGAAGCCUCACAUGGCACAGUUUUCCUUUCCCGAACUCAUGGGAGAAAGUCAAUACGCAGCACGCUACGAAAACUUGGCAGACGACGAAGACGCCGAUGACGAAUCAUGGGGGUCACUGCUCUGCGUGGGCGCCACUGGACUGGGGCGACCCUCACGACGUACGGGUGCGACAGCUUCGCCCGUACCGACACAUCUCACGGAACGACGGUACAAGUUCACAAAGCUUCAGACCAACCAAUUUGUGUAUUGCGUAUCUCUGGGUGCCCUCAACUUGGUCGGAGUCAUUUGGCUCAAACAGUCUCUGGAGCCCAAAGGAAUGCUUUUUAUACCAGAUGGAACUCUCAUGGCAACAAUCAUCAAACAUGGUCUCAUGAAGGUCUUGUACUUUUAUGCAAUCCUGUUCUUUGUCCUGCCUGCGGCUAGACUGGCUUUGAUUGCCCUGCUCAAUGCCAGAAUCAGGAAAAGAAACAGUCGACGCAAGGGCUUGGCUUCUUCUCUGAAUGUCUCAUCAUCAGUACCGGCACAGGUAUCCAGUCCGUUAUGAUGGAUAUAUUCUCUACACUACAUGUACUAUAGGUUCACGUUCUUUCAUUUUAUUUU
This is a messenger RNA of Seminavis robusta, 1921 nucleotides long. The record is from the annotation of a GenBank genome assembly. Lineage: Eukaryota; Bacillariophyta; Bacillariophyceae; Naviculales; Naviculaceae.